AUGUUAAACGAUGGUUCUGGUGAAAGUUCAACAUUGACAAAAGAAAAAAGAAAACUUAUUUAUGGGAGAACGGCAUUGGAAGAACCGUUAAAUACGUGGAUCUGCUUGUUGAAAGAUAUUUGGAGAAAGGAAACUGAUAAGGCUUUACAGCUUGAACUCAGCCAAUCUAUUUUGUACGAAAUAUUUGAUGGAAAUGAAAAUCCUUUUGAAGCUUUUAUUUCCUUAUAUAGGGCAUCAGAAAGUAGUGAUCAAAAACGAGCCACAUUGUGUUCUAUUAUUGUAAAAAAUUUUGGUUCUUGGUUAGAAAAAUGUGCAUAUAAAGAUGAAUUAUAUAAAAAGUUUAUGAACCAGGAAUUGAAGGAAUUGGCUUUUAGUGUUGGAACGCAUAAAAGUACGGAAAAUCUGGAAACAUUUAUUGAUAUUUUUGAAAUGAACGAUCUUCGAAUGAUCAACCAUGUAUAUUAUUCCAUAAAGGAAAUGAUGGAACUGAAUAAUUAUUUAAAUGCGGUUAAAUGCGCCAUAGUUUUUAAAUUAGAAUCUUAUUUCACAAUCCAAGAAUUGGCUGUUCCAUGUAUUUUACAAGAUCUUUCAAUAUUGGUUGAAAAACUGCUUGAGAAUAAUAAGAUAUCACAAAUUGAACUUGUUAAAUAUUUUGAUCAGUUCAUCGGACUUUCCAAAACAGCGGCAAAUAUCGCUCCUCGUUUUAUAAAAAGCCGACAAGAAAGCUCACUGAGAUACAUCGUUUACCAACGUUUCAAAAAUGCUGAAAUUUCUGAAGAAGGAUAUUUUGAUUUUGUUCGACAUGCUAUGCAAAAUCGUGAAUUGCAAAUUUACUUUGUAAAUUAUUUGGUCGACGUGAGGCAAUAUGAAGAUGCUGUUUUUUGGACCAUAUAUUGUAAUAUGUUUCGUAAACCUCCUCGCAAAGUGUUGCCAUAUCUUAAUGAUAAUCAUAUGUUUGUACAAGCUCAAGAAAAAAUUACAAAAUUAAAUGCCAAUUUGGCACCUAAUCUUGAUAAACUGGAAUUAUUCAAAGGUCAUCCGAUUAAAAUGAUAGAUACAAUAGUUAAACUAGAUCAAUUUUUGGUGAUUCUUCAAAAUUCUCCAAUUAUUGGUUAUGAUUCAGAAUUCAAGCCGUCUUUUUUAUCUACUGAAGUUGAGGUUCGAAGGCACAUGACUGAUUCUUCCAAAGUGCUUGUUCAGAUUGCUCUCAUUCAAAUAUCAGUCCCGGAUUGUAGUUAUUUAUUAGAUGUGAUAGCUCUUGAAGGAAUCAUGCAGGAUUGGCAAUGGCUUCAUUUGUUCCGUCUUUUAUUUUGCAGAGAGGAAUCGAUUGUUUUGGGAUUCGCUUUUCAGAAUGAUAUUCAUGCACUUUGUUCAACGUUUCCUGUUUUCAAACAAAUUCAACAUGAGAUUCGAAAUGUGAUUUGCAUCAUGAGACUAUUAUUGCGCGAAAAUGCAGCAAUUAUAGGCCGUAACAAUGCAGAGUCAUUUGUUAAAAAUAAUAUUGGUGGUGAAUUUUGCCAUGAAAGGAAUGAUGCAAUUAAUCAGUCAUUCUCUGGAGUCAAAAAUGAAUUUAAUCAAUGUGAACCAGCUGAUAACGAAGUUAAUCAGUGUGAACUAAUUGAAGAAGUUAAUCAAUGUGAACUAGCUGAUAAAGGAGUUAAUCACUGUGAAGUAGCUGAUAAAAAAGUUAAUCAGUGUGAAUUAACUGAUAAAGAACUUGAUGUGUCAUCUUCAGAUAAAAGUUUUCAUUUUCGUUUGACCGAUCUAUGUCGUUGGAUUUUGGGAGAAGAUUUGGACAAAAGAGAACAAAUUGGAAACUGGGCUGUACGACCUCUGCGAAUGGCUCAGUUAAGAUAUGCUGCUUUGGAUGCCUUUUGUCUGAUUAAAUUAUACGAAAAAUUGAAAGUAAAAGCAAUUGAACUAUCGAUGGAUUGGGAAAGACAUAUCAACAUAGGUUGUAUAAAUGCCAAAUUCACUGGAAUAAAAAAACCGAAGAAGAAGAAAAAAUGCAAUGAAGAACGUUUUCAAGAAGCAAUAGCGCGAGUUAAUGCCUAUCAGGACUCUUUCCAAAAUAUUCGUGGGCCACGCGAUGUAAAGAUUAUUGUGGACACGAUGUUUUUGGGAUUGGGGAAGCACUUGCGGCGGUGUGGCGUUGAUACUCUACUUGCAUAUUCAAGAGACGAAUUAAUAGGCUUCGCCAGAGAAGAUACUACAAGGAUCAUUUUGACAUGUGGCAAAUCAUUUGAUCAACUUAAUAGUCGUAGCUCAAAUUCCGGUUUUGGAAAGAUAUUGUGUGUUCCUUCCCAUAAUUCUGUAUUUCAACAAUUAGAAAACGUUUUAAAAAUCUUAAAACUUCGACUUACAAGAGAAGAUAUUUUUUCACGCUGUAUGAAUUGUAAUUCGAAUAUUUUUGUUAUUGCACCUGCACCAGUUCUCGAGGCUUUAUAUUACAUGGAUCCGAAAAACUUGUACCGAAUGCAUAAUUCUUUUUUCAUGAAUGAAAAUGAAAAGUAUUUUUCAAAAAUUCGAAAGAUUGAUCCAAAUACUUAUUCCGGAUAUGGCUGUAAACUAGUAGUUGAUAUAAAUACUUCAAGUGCAGUAGCAUAUUGUUAUAAUGGUUUAAUAGAUCUCAGUGGUGGUCUUGUUAAAUCGAAUAAAUCGGAUUAUCCUGUAUUUAUGAGGUAUCAGAAGUUCCCACCAAACGUAUAUGAGGAAAUUGGCAGGUAUUUCUUCAGCAUUUAUUUAUACAGCUCUUUUUUUAAAGUUAAAAGCAUUUCAGUUGAAUCUAAUGCUUAG
Molecule: messenger RNA, 2796 nt
Organism: Dracunculus medinensis (Guinea worm)
Lineage: Eukaryota; Metazoa; Nematoda; Chromadorea; Rhabditida; Dracunculidae
Source: the annotation of a GenBank genome assembly